AUGGGUAUCCGUAAGUGCAUCGUACCAGAGUGCCCGUCGACGACGGCUCGCUCCGAAGACCGCGGCGUCACAUUCCACAAGAUACCGUACCAGGAGGAAACGAAGCGUGCCUGGAUCACGGCCUGCCAUCUGCCGGAUGGGUACAACGCGUCCAAAAUGUCGAACGUAUGUAGUCGACACUUUCGGAAGGCCGAUUUUCAGGAGUUCAAAGGUAAAAAGUACGUGCUGAAAACAGGCAUAGUUCCAACGAUUUUCCCCUGGACCAACGGUAAGGGGUCGGAGAAGAGCGACAAUGACCAACAAGCGAUGGAGGGCGCCAAGGAGACGGUUGAAGAUUCGCCUAUGGAAGCCAAAAUCGACAAAGGAAAAAAUGAGGAUGUGCCGCAUGAAGUCGGCGACAAGGAUGACGACAUCAACCGGAAAGAUGACGUAAAGAAGGUAAAAACCGAAACACCGACUGGUCGAAACAAAAACAAAUCGAAAAUAACACCAAAGCGUGCGAGCAGCGCUAGAAAGAGCGCUUUGACAUUGGCGAAAAAGGCUCGCGUAGAUCCUUCGCCAACUCCGAAGAAACAAACGGUAAAGAAGGGCGCUUCCGUCGUCGUUGAGCCUCCGUCACCGGCUGUCUGCGCGUCACAAGCCGCCGACAACGUCGAAAGUGCUCCGGAAAAGGUAAUAGAUUUCACACCGGGCGGCAAAAUUGAGGCCCAGGACUUCAGUGGCACCUGGCACGCGGCAAAGUUAAUCGAGGUCGACACAGAGGAACGUGAAGUGCUGGUGCAGUUUGACAAGACGGAGAAGAUAAAAUCUUCCACGCUCGAAGAAUGGAUCCCGAUGGACAGCGUCCGAUUGCGACCGAUUUCGAGCGCAAGUUUCACAGCCGGCGAGAAGGUGUUUGCUCGGUGGAACGACUCGCGCAAGUUUAAGGCCACCAUCAAGAGCGUGCUGGAGAACGAUAUGUACGAGGUGAUCUUCGACGAUGGGUUUGCGAAGAUCUGUAAAGCAACGCACAUCAGUCGGGGUAAGCGUCCGGAAGAUGCUAUAGUUAAGGGGGUUCCGGCAGACUUGUCCCCCGAAAAGGAGCCGAUCAAGGUGAAUGAAUCGAGCAUGGUCAUAAAGACGGAACCGGUGGAGCAAGCGGAGGGUGCGAGUGAAAUGCAGGUCGCAAUAAAUUCGAUCAAUCAGCUGCGCAUUCCGCAGUUAGUGAAGUUAAGCGAACUGCCAGAGGUUCCAACGGAUGGCGAGUGGUGUUGCCAUUGGAUGAACGAUUACCCUGUCGGGGAGUCAUCGGAAGUGGAUCUUCCCGGCGGUAGAGUGUACACUGUGAUCGUGCCCGAUUGGCGCCUACCGGAAGGCUGGACUAAACACGUGUACCAACGCUUCACGACAUACGGGAAGAUGGACGUGGUGCUGGUGAAUCCCGCCGGAAAAGUUAUACGUUCGAAGCACGAGAUGAAGCAGUACCUGGCGGACGGUGGCGAGGCGUACGACCUGAACAUGUUUGAUUUCGGGUUACAUCGUAAGCGCGCCAAAGAGCUGGGAUUCUGCCAAUACACACAGGAGUACAAAGACAGCUUCCUGCCGAAACCGGCCGCCGAACCGAUGCUGCUCAACACCGAGGUGAACAUCGGCUCAGUAAAGGUGAAAAUUAUCGAUAACCUAUACCAGUGCCCGGAGGCGGACUGUUUGAAGACGUUCCGUAAAGAGAACCACCUGCAGAUUCAUAUCAAGCACUACCACAAAGAGUUGGCCAAAGGCUUGGGGGAGAUACUGAACAUGCAGGAUCUGGCCGCAUUGCGAACUCCACUGGAUCUUCUCGAAACACCAAGAUCGACCGGACGCAAAUCAAACGUCUCGACGACACCUAAAGCCUCGUCCAACGUGAUGAAAGAAGAGAAAAAAGACGAGGUACUUGUAAAGUCAGAACUCGCCGCGUUUCCGCCGACUCCGGAGGAAGGCAAACCCAUCAAAGAGGAACGGUUGAAAUCACCCGGGUUGGUCAAGCAGGAACUGGAAAAACACCCCAUAUCGCAUGGAACUGUGGAAGCCGUCGCUGUGCCCGAGGAGACAUCAGUUAAGAAAGACCAACAGGAAGAAGACGAAUCCGCCACAGUAGCAUCGCCGAGCAGCAGUACUAGCAAGCCCAAAGCGCAAAGUAGGGUGGCGAAAAUAAAACUGUUUUCGAAGAGAAAACAAUUGGACGAGGCAAAGAAAAUUCGCCACGGGUUGGUAACGAAAAAGAAAGCAGGAGUCACCUCGACCAAAAGGAUGAAGCGAGGGAAAAUGGGGCGACGAUCGGCGGCCAAUCGGUCGGCGCCGGUACUGCGAGGAGCCGAUUCCAGUAUGACUUACUCCCCGUUCGCGGGUUUUGGUGGCGGAUUGCAGAACGAGACAACUAUCGGAGGGGCGUACUAUGACGACUUCAUCAACACGAGUGUCGGUGGGUCGACUUCCGGACUUGUGGAUGAAAACGGUGAGGUGAUCAAGAUCGUCCGUAUGCGCAAGGAGGAGAUCAUAAACUGUCUAUGCAAGGUGACGGAGGAAGACGGGCUCAUGGUCCAAUGCGAGGUGUGCCUUUGCUGGCAACACGCAUUUUGUCAGAACAUCCGCAACAGCAGCGAGGUACCGGAAACGUAUGUGUGCAGUAUCUGCCGCUAUCCGUACCGUGGACGAGCGUCGAAGCGGUACGUGCACGAUCAGGACUGGCUUUAUGAGGGCAAGUUGCCAGUGGCCAAGUACCACUCGACAAACUCGCGCCAUGCCCAGCGCUUCGACAUCCUCAAGAACGCUCACACGCUGACGGGCAAUCUGCUGGAGUUGAAGCGCUUUAUGCAUAGCCUGCAGGUGAAGAUCAACAUCGCGGAGAAGAAGGAUCACCCAAAGAUGUACCUGUGGUCGAAAAAGUGGGAAAAGAGCCCGCCACGGAGCGAAGGCGUCGAAAAGCUGCCGAGUGAAUCGGCGAUCCAGCAACAGAUGCCGCAGGUGCCGGUGCCGGAGGCGCCCAUCGAUCCGGCAGAGUGCCAGGCCAUCCUGCUUGAUCACAUUCAGAAGCAACAGAAUGAUGCGAUGGGUCGGCUGCAGGCGAUAGAGGCGCAGAUAAUAGGAUUGGAGGCGUAUGACGAAAAGGCAGACUUGCUGGAAUCUCCUAUGGCGAAGAACUACCCCAAAACAAAACAAACCAUCCAAAUGUUGUUGAACGAUCUGUUGCGGAUGAAAAAAAUUGCCGAGAUUCAUUCGGAUUUCAACAGUCUGGUACCGGAAUCGUCACGUGUGGCGCAACAGUGACGAAGGAAGAAAUAUGUGUAAUUUCCUCACAGAUGUGUCAUUUUUUUGUAGCCUUAAGCGCAAUUUAUAAUACGGCUGUUGUCUGCAUUCUAUCCUACUUUGAAGGAAUUUAGUUAGCGUAAGAUGUGCUAUGU
Molecule: messenger RNA, 3419 nt
Organism: Anopheles nili
Lineage: Eukaryota; Metazoa; Arthropoda; Insecta; Diptera; Culicidae
Gene: MBD-R2
Exons: 2
Coding region: 1-3285 (1094 amino acids)
Biological process (GO): regulation of transcription by RNA polymerase II
Cellular component (GO): NSL complex
Molecular function (GO): DNA binding
Source: RefSeq, a predicted model, not a curated record